CUACAGACACAGACCAGCUAAAUAAUAAUAAUAAUAUAUUGUAUGCAACAUUACAAAAUUAUAAUAUUCUUAUAAUAAGAUAAUCAUAUCUAAGCGUCCAAUUCAGACCACCGUCAUUGUUGCACAACAUUACUAUAUUAUAUUAGUGUAACAGCGGCCUACAGGCUACAACCACUUAAAGAUUUAUUUUGUGCUUCACUUACUAGGAGGAUUUUGUUGUCGAUUCACUUGAAAAUUUUACACAAAACUAGAAGUAUAUAAAUCUCAAACACGAUGGCAUCAAAAAAUCAAUUCAUCACAUUUAAUAACGGUCAGAAGUAUCCGAUUGUAGGAUUUGGAACAUGGAAGUCAAAGCCUGGUGAAGUUGAAGAAGCAGUCAAAGCUGCUAUAGAUACAGGAUAUAGACAUAUUGAUUGUGCUCUGGUUUAUGAUAAUGAAAAAGAAAUAGGAAAAGCUAUUAAGCAAAAAAUUGAUGAAGGUGUUGUUAAACGUGAAGAUUUAUUCAUUACUAGUAAACUGUGGAACACUUUUCAUCAACCUGAUUAUGUUGAAACAGUAUUGAAAAAAACUUUAUCUGAUUUGCAAAUUGAAUAUUUGGAUCUAUAUUUAAUUCACUGGCCUAUGGCUUUUAAGGAAGGCAAGUUAGAAGAUGAAUGGUUCCCAAAGGAUGCUAAUGGAGUGACACUUGAAGGAACUGGUUCUUAUAUAGAAACAUGGACAGCAAUGGAAAACUUGGUUAAAAAAGGUCUUGUCAAGUCAAUUGGUGUAUCAAACUUUAAUAAGAAACAAAUUGAAAACAUACUAAAUAUAGCUACCAUAAAGCCAGUUGUUAAUCAAAUUGAAUGCCAUCCAUACUUGAAUCAAAAAAAAUUAAAAGAA
Molecule: messenger RNA, 879 nt
Organism: Diuraphis noxia (Russian wheat aphid)
Lineage: Eukaryota; Metazoa; Arthropoda; Insecta; Hemiptera; Aphididae
Product: aldose reductase-like
Source: RefSeq, a predicted model, not a curated record